Molecule: messenger RNA, 1445 nt
Organism: Dromaius novaehollandiae (emu)
Lineage: Eukaryota; Metazoa; Chordata; Aves; Casuariiformes; Dromaiidae
Product: putative methyltransferase DDB_G0268948
Exons: 7
Coding region: 248-1063 (271 amino acids)
Molecular function (GO): S-adenosylmethionine-dependent methyltransferase activity
Source: RefSeq, a predicted model, not a curated record
CACCUGGCGGUUGGGUGCGAGCGGGGGCCGAGCCGGGGCUGGGCCGUGGCCGUGGGGCAGUCCGGCCUCCGGAAGACCCGGGCUCCCGGGCUAUGGGCGGGCAGUGCGGCGCUGGAGGGUGGCACUUGCGUUUCCCCUCGUCCCUUCCAGGCCCCGCAGUGCUCCCUGCGCGCCCGAGCUCGCAGAGGGCCCCGGGGCUGCGGGCGCCGUGAGUAUCGCUGGGGCGGAGGCGCCGGGUCCCUCGAGCAUGGCCACGCAGCUGUUCGAGGGGAAAGGACACGCCGCCGUCUACCAGAAAUACAGGUUUGCUCCCGGCGAAGAACUGCAGCAAACCAUCCUCUCCUACGUGAGGGAAAAGAGGACAAACCCCGUCGAACUGGUAGUGGACGUGGGCUGCGGGUCGGGACAAGGCACUCGCUUCCUGGCGGAGCAUUUCCGGAAGGUGGUGGGAGCGGACAUCAGCGAAGCUCAGAUCCAGGAGGCCAGAGAUGCGCCGUCCCCUCCGAACUUGUCUUACCUCGUGUGCCCUGCAGAGGAGCUGCCAUUUGAGGAUGGCUCGGUGGACCUCCUUACUUCAUUUACAGCCGUCCACUGGUUUGAUAUUGAGAAGUUCAUGAAAGAAGUGAACCGUGUUGUUAAGCCACGUGGUUGCGUGGCUCUCAGCACCUACACUGCGGACAUGAGUCUGCGCUAUGGACACUGCUCCGAAAAGCUGACUGAAAUCUUCAGAGAGACCACAGACCUUAUUUUUAAGUAUGCGCAUACUAGAGUGAAGCAUGUCUUGGAAGACUACAAAGAGAUAUUUGAGGCCUUACCAUUUCAAGACAAGAAGAGAAUCACUGAUAUCUUCGAUAAAAUUCCCAUGACAGUUGCUGGUGUGGUUGGUUACUUUGAGUCUUUCUCUCCGUAUCAAGCCUACAUGAAGGAUGACCCUGAAGCUGCCAAAACCCUCCUCCAGGAAACUGAAAAGAGGUUCCUGGACACGAUGGGAGUUUCCUCUCGGGAAACCCCGCUGGAGUUCUGGGUCAGGCACGUCUGCAUCCUAGGGUGCAAGGGGCCGUGAAAGGAAAACCCUUCGGCUGGAUGAAGGAGAGGAAAAAAUGUGGGUCUCCUUCUAAUACCCUCGUUGUAACCACUCAUAUUCCUUGGGAAAGAUUGACAGUGAUUUUUUUUUUUUUUCUUGUGACUAAAAUUCUCAUCUUCUGUGGAAAGUAGACAUAGGUUUAAUGUCUACUCUUAGUCCAUAACAGCCUUCCUGUGGUGCCUGCUCAAGGAGACGGCCUCGUCCUGCCCGGUGCUGCCACUGGAGACAACCAGUUUCCAGCUGCGGCUGUCGGACUGCGCAGGGGAGGAGCAUCACAGCCACAGCUGAGAAACGCGCGGAUUAUCUUGGGCGAUAAAAAAGAAAUUGUUGAAAAAUAAAGCUGUAUGUGUUUCCUUUUUAA